AUGCGCCCUCGAAUUGAUCCCGAAUCACAUUUCCCCUACAUCGAACCUCCAUCUCAUGUUGGUCUCAAAGCCAUCGAGAUACCUCCUCCAUACACCGGAACACCAUGGUUAAUCUUCAUUUCCGACGUGAAACUCUUCUUUCAAAAUUUCUUCUACCUUCCCUACCUUUUUAUCCCUCUUUAUCCAUGGCGCUCAGGGUCUCUGUGUGAGAUGUACCCAUCACGGGAUAAUCUAACAGACAUUGCUCUUCAUUUGUUACUUUCCGUGGCCCAGUUGACAUUCUUGGUCUCCCUUGUUACGCUAGCUUUUCUCCCAACUUUCACUUACAUCGGAUACAUCGCUGUGUUCUUAGCAGUAAACGAAUUCAUCUGUUGGCAUUUCAACAACGGUAUCCCCAGCAGUGGUCUCAGAUCAGCGGAAGAUGCGUUUACUCGACGUUGGCCUCGCCAUGAUGACGAAGCUUGGAUUUUCCUCAAUGGCAUUUGCGUAGGCAAGAACUGGCUCCAGAAGAACAUUGACCGCAUUUCACGAACAUUCCAUCGACCAGUUAUUGGGAUUCACAACAGAACUGCUGGCGUCGUAUUCGACCUUAUCCAGUGCCUGAUUCAACGUGCUCUGCUCUACGCCACGCAGGACGUCAGAGAUUGCUACGUCCUUAUCAAGAACGCUCUUCUCGACGACCGCAAGAAGAAGGUUGUCUUUAUUCUCCACUCGCAGGGAGGAAUCGAAGGAGGAAUGAUCAUUGACUGGCUCUUGGACGAAAUGCCCUUUGAGAACCUCCAGAAGCUCGAAGUCUAUACCUUUGGCAAUAUCGCCAAUCACUUUAGCAACCCAUGCCGCGGCAACGAUCCCAGCUUACCUGUCAUCCCGCGCAUUGAACACUACGUCAACGAUAAAGACUUUGCUUGCCGGUUCGGUGUUCUUAACUUCACUAGGAAUUACACCCAAAAUGAGAACCGGUUUGCAGGCAAGGUGUUCAUCAACCGAAGUGGCGGGCAUCAGCUCAAUCAGCACUAUCUCGACGAUAUGUUUCCCUUGGAUAAAAGCCUACGCAAGACGAGGGAGGUUAGAGAGGGAGACUUCAUGAGCCGAAAGAUUCGCUGCAGAAAGGACGGUACUAUCAAAGAGAUCACCAGAGCUGAGCUUCCGCUGGGCUUUAGUGAGAGCAGAGAUGAUGCGGCGAAUGGGAUGAUCGGACUGCAUGAGGUUCCCAGUAUGGGUGAUCUGAGUAGACUGUGGAAGUAUCGCAACGGACAGGUGCCAGAUUCGUACAAGAACGUCUUGAAUGAUGGUAAUUAG
Fusarium sp. VM40 is the source of this 1299-nucleotide messenger RNA. The record is from the annotation of a GenBank genome assembly. NCBI's taxonomy places the organism in Eukaryota, Fungi, Ascomycota, Sordariomycetes, Hypocreales, Nectriaceae.